AUGCGUGCGGUGUGGACCAUUAUCAGCCUCAAUGCGGCCGUCUUUGGAGCCUGGCAAUACGCGAAGGCUAAGAACGAUCGAGCGCUCGACCGUCAACUGUACGAGAAUGCGACACUGAUGGAAGCGAACCUCCAAGCCGGCCGGAAUCAUACACUCAUCACAUCUGCCUUCUCACACCGCGAACCCGGACACUUCCUGUUCAACAUGGUCUCCUUUCACGCUUUUGGUACCGUUCUGGCUACCGUGUCCGGAGUUAGAGCCGCGCAUGUUAUAGCUUUAGCUGUAGGCAGUGCGGCUGCUGGAUCUGUGGCGUGGUUGUAUCAUCUCCGAACGAGCAAACGGCCUCAAUCGACGAUACAAAAGUCGAAAGGAGUGUUUUCGAGCUUCGGCGGUGGCCAGAUCGCACGGCACAUCUACGUCGGUCUUGGAGCCAGUGGCAUGGUGAUGGGCCUAGGAGCUGCAGCGACCUGCCUAAGGCCAAGUGCGCCGAUGAACCUCAUGUUUAUUCCCAUUUCGAUCCCUCUCUGGGCUAUCACGGCUCUUUACUUCGGUGUGGAUGCAUACUAUCUCAACUCAGACAGCAAGGUUGGACAUUCGGCGCAUUUGGGUGGUGCGGUGUUUGGUGCCACCUUCUACCUUCUGGCGUUGAGGAACCGUGGUGGAAUCUGGACCAUGCUGCGAAGAGGGCUGAGGCGGUGA
Molecule: messenger RNA, 699 nt
Organism: Zasmidium cellare ATCC 36951
Lineage: Eukaryota; Fungi; Ascomycota; Dothideomycetes; Mycosphaerellales; Mycosphaerellaceae
Exons: 1
Coding region: 1-699 (232 amino acids)
Cellular component (GO): membrane
Molecular function (GO): serine-type endopeptidase activity
Source: RefSeq, a predicted model, not a curated record